Paramecium primaurelia is the source of this 7913-nucleotide messenger RNA. NCBI's taxonomy places the organism in Eukaryota, Ciliophora, Oligohymenophorea, Peniculida, Parameciidae. The record is from the annotation of a GenBank genome assembly.
AUGAAAUAAAACUCUUCCUUCAUUUCUCAAGAAGAAGACUGUUAUAAUGAAAUCAAUACCAUUAUUGAUAAUAUCAAAAAUUAAGUUUAUUUCUAAAAUGAAGAAAUUGAAAAUGAUCUAAAAUAACAUUUAUCUAAAUUAGACUAAUAACAAAGAUUAGAAAUGAUAUAACAUUUACAUUAAUAAUUUCCUGAUGAGGAAUUUAUAAAAAGACCGUAUUUUCAAUAUGUACUUGAUAAUGAUAUUAAAUAAUCUACAUCCACACCUGAUGCGAUUAAUUCAAAUUAUAUUGAGAAUUUUAAGAAAAAAGAGUUUGAUUAAAUUCUUUAGGAUGUAAAAAAUAAAGAAUAUUGUGAUGCAAAUUAAAUACCUAUUGAAAUCAAAGAUUAUUUAACUCCUCUUUCGCAAAUAAGAAAAGAUCUUCAUUUAAUAUUUGAGCUUAUAGAAUUGAUGAAAGAUAGAGCUCAAUUUCAGUAUUUAUCAAUUUUAAAAGUGCUUAUUAAUUUGUUUUUUAUUGAAUAUCAUAAUGAUAUAAAAAGAUUAAUUCAUCAAUUAGUUGGUUUUCUUUUAGAAAAUUAGAUUUAUAAAUUUGAAUAUUAUAUAGAAUAAGUCAUUAAUUAAAAUAAAUAAGAAGAACAAUAUUUUAAAUAAUGUAUAGAAAAGGUGUAGUUUUUAGAAAUUUCUGUGUAAUAAGGUUAAGAUGAAUUAUUAAAAUAUUGUAAAAAUAAAUCAAUACUUUUUUUAUUUGAAUUGUUGAAUACAAAACUUGAAUUUCAUGCUUAAAAUUUAUUAAAUUUUAUUAGAAAUCUAAUCUAUAAAAAUGAUAAAGUAGUAAAUAAAGAUGAUCUCAUACAAUAUAUAUCUUUAACAGAAAAUUUUGAUCAAAAUAUUGAUUAUCUUUACUUUAAAUUAGUCUUUUAUUUUUGGAUUUAGUACAUUCUUAAAUUUAACAUUAAUGAAAGCAUAGGAGAAAUUGAAAAAAGAUUAUCUAAAUCUUAAAAGAAGUAGACAGUAUUAGUAAAUGGCAUAGUAAAAUUCAGAUCUGAAUGCAAUGAUAGAAUUUACAGAUAUAUGAUUAACAAAAUAAUUUAUUAUAAAAAUAUUGAAGGUGAUGAAUUUUUUCAGGCUUAUAAGUAAUAAGAAAAAUAAGAGUAAGAGUUUAUUAAUAUAUUUGAAACAUUAGGAUAGUAAAAUAUCGAAAUUCUUAUAGAAAAGUAAUUAAAUGAAUCCAAAAGCAUUUCAAAUAAGCUAAUGUUCUAUUAAUUUUAAAGAUAAAAUUAAAAUAAAUCAAUUCACUUUUUCAAAUUUUUAGCAAUAAAUGAUACAUUUGAUAAGUUUGAAGUUAUUCGGUAAUGGAUUAAAGAUAGUUUUAAAUGUUUUGAAUAAAAAUAAUUCGCCUCACUCUCUUAUUAGCAUCAGAUUAACCUACUUUAACUUCAGUAAGCUUUAAAGAAUAAUACAUAAUUAAAAAUGUCAAGAGUUGUUAAAUAAAAAGAGAUUUUUAAUAAAUACCCAAAAUAACUAAUGAUUUAAAUGGAAGAAUUUAACAUUUCAUUAACAUCACAAAUGGAUAUAGAAUUAACUGUUUAAGAAUGGUUAAAAAAUAGAGGAGAUAAAACCAAUUUUAAGAAAUUGCUUCCAUAUUAUUUUAAUAUUAUAAAAAGAGGAGAAUCUCCAGAAGAUUUUUUAGCCUUAAUUAACAAGAAUAUCAUUUAAAGAAAUUAAAAUAACAAUAAUGAAACAUUCAACUUAAAAUCUUUAUUUUAAUUACUUUACAAUAAUUCAGAUAAAGAACUUCAAGUGAUGUUAUUAAAAAUACACUCAAAAAAUUAUCCUGUUCCAUUACUUUAUCAAAAUCCUUAAUUAGAAAAUAAUAUAAACUCAAUUUUAGACUAUUAUGCAUUUAACUCAAAUAUUUAUUACUUAUUAUCUAAUGAUUUUACAAUUAUAAAUUUUUGUUUAAGUAAAAAAGCAAAUUAAUUUGGAAAAUCUGAAUUAAUGAAUAUACUAUUUUAUGAUGAUUAUAAAGAUUUAAAAUUUGAAGUUUCUGAUUCAUCUUCAAUGAAUUAGAAUUCGAUAGAUUGUUAAUUUGAUUUUUCUUUUAAUGGUAGCAGAAAUUACUUAGUAGCUGAUGUACAUGGUUAGUUGGAAGAUGAAAUAUAUGUAAAAUUGCUCCCUUUUUUUAAACUUUGGAUAAUUUAAAUAUAAUCAGAAAAUUAAUUUGAAGAAAAUUUAGAUAAAUUGAUAGAUUUGCUUAAGAAAACUAGUUUAAAACCUAAAAUUAUUCUUAUUAUAAGAGACUCAGAAAUAAAACAAUUCAAUAAAGAUAAAUUAAGUAUUCUAUAGCAAUAAAGUUUAAAUAUUAAAAUCCAUUAGAUUCCAAAUCUAUCAAAAUUGGAGAAUAAGGCUAUAAUAAUAGAUGAAAGAUAAAAAAUAAAAGAAUUUAUCGUAUAAAUGAUAGAUAAUUAAAAUAAAGAAGUUAAUGAAAAAGAGUUACAGAAAUAAUUUUUAGAAAUUUGUAAAUCCUUUAAGAAACUAUAAGAUAAAAAUGAUAAUUCUGAAAUGAUUAUUAAUAAUCUAUCAGAAGAAUUAGAAAAAAUGAUAAAAGAACACGAUGGGUUUUAUUCUAUUAAAGCAUUUCCAUUAAGACAUCUAUAAUGGCGAAUGUAAUGCUGCAAGAAAUAAAAAUAGGAAUUAAACUAUAAAAAAAUGUAAUAUGAAUAAGAAUUAGAAAAAAAACAAAAUGCUAUAAAUGAUUUGAAAAAAGAAAAUAUUGAUUUUGAAUAAAUAAAUUAAAAAGAAAAUGAAAAAGAGUAGAUUAACAUAAACAUUAAAUAAGCUUAAUUAAAAUUACAAUAGAUUAUAUUGGAAAUUAGUUAAAUUGAGUAAUAAAAUAAAUCAUAGAAUUAUCAAGAAUCAAACUUAAUUAUAUAAUUUAAUAAUAUCUUUAAUUACGAUAACUUUUACAUAAUCUAUUUAAGAUUUGUUGAAUUAAUUGCAAAAUUUAACAAAAGAAAUUUUUAACAAUUAAAUAAAAAUAUUUAGGAAAUAAAACUAAAACUUGCAUCAUUAAAAGAAGAGUAACAAAAAGAAAGAUCAAAAUUACUAAUAGAUUUGAAAUAAUAAGAAAAUUAAAUUAUUAUGUAAACUAUAACCAUUGAAUUAUUUUGGAGGGAAGUAAUUUAGGGCAAUAGUUCCUUUAAAAAUAAUCCAGUAACAACAGUAUGUAAUUUGAUUAAGAAAGGAGAGCCUUUUGAAUUUUUAAAUGGUGAUAAUCUUAGCAUAGAUUUCAAUUUUUUUCAUUUAUUACGAGAAUCACUAUUAAAUGGUUAAAAUAAUAAAAUUCUGUUUUUGAGUAUUUUAGGCCCUUAAAGUUCAGGAAAGUCUACCUUGUUAAAUAGAAUUUUUGGAUGCCAUUUUUUAACUAGUAUGGGAAGAUGUACAAAAGGAUUAUAUCUAUAAAUGUUAAAGAUAUAGAAUAAAGAAUAAUUUGGUGGAUUAUUUGAUUAUAUAGUAUUAUUAGAUUCAGAAGGAUUAUAAAAUCCUAAUUAAAAAGAUCCUGAAUUUGAUAAGAAAAUUUCUCUAUUAAUAAUUUCAAUAAGCGAUGUUCUUAUCUUUAAUGUUAAAGGCGAAAUUCAUUCAGCAUUUCAUAAUCUUAUUGAAUCAAGUUUUUACACACUUGCAAAAUUUUCAGAAUAAAUAUUUUUAAAGCAAUUUGCUUGGUGUUUCAAUUAAAAUAGCUAGAUUAAUGAUGAUGAAAAAUAUAAAUUAUUAAAGUAAAUUGAAAGUAUAGGAACUAAACUAAACUUUGAAAAAAUUAUGGUUAAUGAAGAAGGCAAACAAAUGGAUUAUACUAAAUACUUAGAUAUAACAAUAGAUAAUGUAUAUAUACUAGGUAUGGCAACUAAUUCAUAAGAGUGGCAACCAUAUAACUCUUCAUAAUAAAAUAAAACUUAAAAAUCAGAAAUUAAAUAAGAAAUAAAUCAAUAAGAAUAUUCAAAAAAUGCCUUAUCUUUCGGAGUAUAAAUAAUAAGAAAGUAUAUCGAUAAGUAUAAAUAAUCAAAAUAAUAUCAUCAUGAAAUGUUGACUUGGAAUUCAUUUAUUACAAAUGUUGAAUAAUAUUGGGAUAUAGUGUCAAAAUUACCAGAUUUGGUGGAAUUUUCAGAUUUAAAAGAAUAGAAGGAUUAUGAAUAAAUAAAUAAAAUAGCCAUAAAUAAAAUGACUUAAGCUAAUGGAAAUUUUAAUGAUUUUGAGAAAAUUAUUUUAGAAAUAAUAGAAAAAAGCAAAACAUGUUAUUCAUUAUAGGAUUUUGAUUUUUUACAAAAAGAUUUUUUAUAGAAUUUUUAAUCGAAAUGUUUAAAUCAAAAGUAGGAAAUGUUAAAGAUUUAUAAAGUGAAUACUUAUAUCAGAUUAUUUCAGAGGCAAUUAGAAAAAAAGUUAUAGGUAAUAUUGAAGAAGUAUAUUCUGCUAUCAGCUUGGAAGUAUCCUUAAUAAUUUUAUAAACGAUUCAUUAAUAAAGAAGAUAAUUUCAAUAUAAUCAUAUUCCUGCUAAAAUUUAACAAAAAAUUUUAGAGGUAUUAAAUGAUUCAAAAAAAUUAUAAAUUAUAUAAAAAAAUGAAGAUCAACUUAAUUCUGAAUUUGAACAACUUUGCAAUUAAUUAAUUUAAAGUUCAAAUGAUGAAAUAGAAAAAAAACAUACUGAAUUUUAAAUAAAAUUAUUUGACUGCUUUUCGAGAUAUUAGAAAAUCUAUUCUUUAGAGGAUGAUUUAAUAGAAUCAAUUAAUUAUUUCGUAAGUUGUGUUAACAGAUAGGAUCCUAAUACAAAUAAAUAGAAUGAAAUAUAGAAAAUUUGUGAGAUAUUCAAUUAAGAUAUUAGAUAGAACUAUUUUUAUAAUCUUAAUAAAUAAAGUAGAUAAGAAUUAAAAAAUAUCUUUGAUGAAGAUAUAUAAAAAAGAAUUAAAAAUAUGCCUAAAUUUCCUACUAUAAACCCUUUAAAUUAUUUGGAAGUGAUGACUACUUAUUAUGUUUUAGAAAAAACAGAGAUUGUGAAUGAAAUUAAAUAAAAUUUAAAGCAACAAUUAAUUAAUAUAACAAAUGAAAAUAAAGGAUAGAUAUAAAAAAAGUAGAAUGUUCACUAAUUAUUUGCUACUUUGAAACAAUUACCAAUUGAAUUCGACGAAAGAACCUUAAAAGAGGUUUUAUGUUAGGUUGAUUCUGAUUUUUAGUAGUUCUAAGAUAAUCUUAAACCAACAUCAAGUUCUAAAAAUAAUCAAAUUAAGUAUUCAAACUCAUAAAUAAAUUAUACAUAAUUUAAACUUAUCCAAAUGUCAUCAAGCACUAAAUUUAUAACAUAGUCCACUUAAAGUGAAUAAAAUAGUAAUGAUGAACAUUAAAAACCAAUAUCAUUAAGUACUUUCAAUAAUCGUAGUCAAUCAUAUUAUGAAUCAUCUUUAAAUAUAGUUGAUAAUUUAAUCAAUUCCAUUAAAAUAUCAUAAUUAUAACCAAUACCAAUGAUUAAAUUUAGUAAAAACUAUAUCUUGUAAUAUUUUCCUAAAUUAAAAAAUUUCAAAGUACUUUAUGAUAUCAAUAUAUAAGAAUAAAACAAUAUUUUUGUUUUUAAUAAAGAAACAAAUAUCAAUUGUAAAUAAAGUUAAAAAUCAAAGUAUGAAAACUUUUUUAAUUAUAUUAUAAACUAAAAAACAGAUCAAACUGAUUAAUAAGAUUUUUACUAGAAAUUUUCAUCUUUAUUUUUAGAAAUUAUGAAUGAAAAUUAAGGAUGGAAUAAAUUAUUUUCAGAAAUCUAUGAUAUUAUAUAUAAAUAAUUUAAUGAAUCGAUAUAGUCUAGAGGUAACCAAUAAUAAGAUUAUUCUAAUGUGUUUUAAUUAAUUUCAAUGAAUGAAGAUUUGACUCAAAUUAGUAUAUAAUUAAUCUAUGCAAUUAAAAAAGAAGUUUAAAAUAAAAUUGAAGCAAUUUCUUAAGAAUUAGCCUUUUAUGGUAUCGAAUUUAAUCCAGUAGUUGUUCGAAAAUUGAAUUUAUUUUCAUUUCUUAUUAUCUGGAGAUUUAUAUGUUAUGAUAAAUUGAAAAUGUAUCAAUAAGAAUAAGACAAAUUUAUGUUAAAAAAAGCUGAAAUGAAAAGUAAGUUCUAAAAUAGUCUAAUGAAAAAAGAAUUAGAAGAAAUCAACUAAUUAGCAAAAGAAUAUCCAAAAUAGAUAUAUAAUUAAUGUAUUAUUUAGUUCUACAAAGAUAAUAAGAAUAAAGUAAGAGAUAUCAUUAAUUCUAAAUAAAAAACAUCUUCUUAGAUAAUUAAAUAGUUAGAUUAAUAAUUACUAAUAGAAAAGAUAGAUAAUAUAAUUUCUGGUUAAUUGAUUGAAACCUCAAUAACUGAAUACCUUAUAGAUUAAAGGGGGUUUAUUAAAAAAUAUGUUGAGCAAUUUAUAUAAAAUCUUUAGAAAAAUUUAGAAAAUUAGUUUUUAGUUUAAUUUUAUGUUGAAAAUUGCUUGAAUUUGAUUAAAAAUAAUGCAUCAAUCUUACUAGAUAAAGUUUUAUAGUUAUCUAAGAAUAAGGACAUUGAAAUUUAAGAAUGCUUUGAUAAAUACAUGAAUUAAACUCUACCAUUAGAUUCAAUUUUUAGUUUUAUUAGAGGUAAAGAUGUUGAGAAACUUCCAAAUUUUCAAUAUCAAUAGAUAUUCUUCUUCGAUACUAAUAUAAAAUAAGUUAAUAUAUCUAUAGAAUAAACUUCAAAUUAUGAUAUUUCACUAUUUUUAAUGCAGCCAUUCCUGAUAGAAUUUAUAUCUUAGAUUUCAAUUUUAUCUAUUGAAAGUAAAAAAUUAAAAACUUCCAUUGAUGAAUUUCAACUAAAAUGGCUUUUUAAAGAAUUGUACAAUAAUUUGAAUGGUUGUGAGCAUACAUGUCCAAUGUGCAAUAGAAAAUGCGAUUAUUUAUAUUAUUAAGAAAAGGAUCAUAAGCAUAAGUGCAACAAUGGACAUUAAUUAAGAGGUAUUAAUUAUUUAUAUCCAUAAAGGAAUGAAUAGAAUUUUAAUCAGAUCGUCUCCAUCUCUCUUCACUUGCGAGGAAAUAAAUGAUGAAGCAGAAAUCUAAAUAAAAGAAAAUCGUAAAUUUAAAACUUGGAGAGAAAUCAAAUAAAUUUAUAAUUCAUGGAGUUUCAAGGAUAUUUUAUCAAUAUAACAGGUCUAAGAAAAUAAAUAAAAAAUGAUAGAUAUUUGGAAUGGAGGUGUAGGUUAAUAUAUUUGCUAAUAAUUGUCAAAAGAAUUAUAAUAAGAAAUCAUCUAUUUAAAAAAACAUGAUCUUCCUAUGCAUUUGCAACAUAGCUCAACUCAUUAUAUUUUCAUCCUCGAUGAUUCUGGAUCUAUGUAUCAUCAUUGGACUUCAGUUAUCAAAUGUGUUAAAUCACAACUUGAACAAAUAAAUAAGAAAGAAAAUGUUAAAGUCAGUGUGGUUAUAUUUAAUAAAGAUGCAAGAAUUGUUGUAAAUUGUUAAACAGUAAAAUUUGAAGAAUAGCUAAAAUUACUUGUUUUUUAAAACGGUCCUGAUACCAAAUUUGGGCCUGCAUUUAAGUUAACAUUAGAUCUUAUAAAAUAAAAUUCUGAAUUCAAUUAGUAUUUAUUUUUUAUUUAUUUUUCAGAUCAGUCAUUCUUUUUUAUACUGAUGGACAAGCUGAAUAUCCAAAAUAAGAAAUUGAAUCGUUUGCCAAAUUAUCAAAAUCUAUAAAAGAUAAAAUUUACUUUUUAGCAUGUUCCUAACCUGAGAAAUCUUUAUCAUUAGAAAUGAUUCUUAAUUUUUGUCAAAAUGAAUUUACAUAUGCAGAAUGGAGGGAUAAAAUUUAACCAUCUAAUAUUGAUAUAAAUUGGACAGAAAUGAUAUCUAACACACAUCUGGAAAAAUAUAAAGCGUGA